AGUGAAUUUACAAAUCAUUAAAUUAUCUAAGAGAUUAUUAAAUUAGAGUAUUACCUUAGAUAAUUAAAUUAUCUAAGGUAAUACUCUACCGGUUUCAGUGCAUCCCUCAAGUCCAUGAAAUAAGUUCUGUUCUCUUGUUUAUCUACCAUCUUCUGCAUCAAGUUCAGAUGCUCUGUCCUCAUGCCUGCAUUGAGUUCAUAAGAUGCUCUUUCCUGUGAGAUGUUCUGUCCUUUCUGCAUCGAGUUCAUUAGAUGCUCUUUUCAGUCUGCGUCAAGUUCAUAAAGUGAUGCCUGUGUCAAAAUGGUUCCUCUCUGUCCUGGGCUUCGUCAUCAACAUUGACACGUUGAUGUCGAUGGUCCCUGUGUUACUUGAAGGCCAGCGUUAUGUCCUGACCUACAGAUUCAGCCAGGACCACUUGGAGCUUCUCUUUAACUCCAUCAGAGCAUCUGGCGGCUGGAAUAACAACCCCAAUGCCAGACAGUUUAAGUAUAUAUUUAGGAAGCUGAUGGCCCGGUGUGGAGUUGUGAGUAGCAGAGGCAAUGUUACAGAACAGGAUGACACAGAGUCAGCCACCAUCGACAUCUCUACAAGCCUGUCAGCUGUAGAUGUGUCCUCUGCAGCAGGAGGAGAAGAUCUUCCCUCUCCGUUUGCAGACAUUCCGGCCCUAGUCCAUGAUCACAGCUAUCUUCCCGUCCGCUUCAAUGGUCUUGCGGACAAUGCUCUUGUGUACAUUUCAGGAUUUGUUGUGCGACGGGCUCUGAAGAAGCUGUCAUGUGAUGUCUGCCGUGCCAGCCUGGUGACCGACGCUGCAUCUGCCAUCAAGGACCAGAGCUAUCACCUGCUGUGUCUAAGAAACAAUGGAGGCCUGGUGAUUCCAUCAGGGGGAACAGUUAGGGUCGUCAGGGCAGCAGAGUGGGUAAUUCGCCAGGCCUCAGAUAGUUGCAGACGAUCACGGCCCAUCCAACUGCUGGAUAUCACGUACAUUGUACGGAAGAGGAUUGGGUCGGAGGAUGUGUUUGAGCUCGGGGAGCACAUCAGGGGCACUCAGUAUGUCAUAGACAGCCACCACCAUAGGCUGUUGACAUUAGUUGCGUCCUUGUUUUUUAAGCUAAGGCUGCACCACAUCGCUAAGAUGACUACACUUAGCUUACAGAGCAACAACAUGCGACAGAAACUCAACAAAACAGUCCUUUUCAAAGGGCAUUAGCCCAAUGUGAGUUUCUGUUGGGUCUUCCCGUGAGGCUGGACACUGGGUUUCAGCACCCCUCACCCCCACCCAUGUUGUAUGGAAUGGUUUGUAUGCAUCUUGGAUAGUUUUAUUAGACUUUGUUCUGUAAUUAGUUAUUGUGAAUUUAGUGUGAUCCUCUACAGUAUUUUGGAGAAAUCGUCAGCAAG
Molecule: messenger RNA, 1395 nt
Organism: Alosa sapidissima (American shad)
Lineage: Eukaryota; Metazoa; Chordata; Actinopteri; Clupeiformes; Clupeidae
Exons: 5
Coding region: 203-1207 (334 amino acids)
Source: RefSeq, a predicted model, not a curated record